Fraxinus pennsylvanica is the source of this 471-nucleotide messenger RNA. NCBI's taxonomy places the organism in Eukaryota, Viridiplantae, Streptophyta, Magnoliopsida, Lamiales, Oleaceae. The record is from the annotation of a GenBank genome assembly.
AUGGGAUCUUCUGAAGGAAACAAGAUCAACGAGGGAACCAGUUUUCAGCCAUCGGAGCCGGUUCUCUGCGCCAGCGGCUGCGGCUUCUUCGGUACAGCGGCGACGAUGGGUCUUUGCUCAAAGUGUUACUCAUAUUUACGGAUCGAGAACGAACAAGCCGCCUCAGCCAAGAUUGCCAUGGAAAAGAUUGUCGGUACUGUAUGUCCAUCAUCUUCUGUGGUGGAAGAGAAGGUUGUAAUGGAGGAGGUGGCGGCGGCAGUGGUGGAGAAGAAGGUGGUUAGUAAUAGGUGUUUGAGUUGUAACAAAAAGUUGGGUUUGACGGGAUUCAAGUGUAAGUGCGAUAGUUUCUUCUGUGGAACGCACAGGUACCCGGAAAAACAUGAUUGUACCUUUGACUUCAAGGCACAAGGAAGAGAAGAGAUUGCCAAGGCUAACCCUGUAAUCAAGGCUGAUAAAAUUUAUAGGUUUUGA